GGGCCCGACGCGGGACACGAUGAGCGGCGCCUGCACGAGCUACGUGAGCGCCGAGCAGGAGGUGGUGCGCGGCUUCAGCUGCCCGCGGCCGGGGGGCGAAGCGGCCGCCGUCUUCUGCUGCGGCUUCCGCGACCACAAGUACUGCUGCGACGAUCCACACAGCUUCUUCCCCUACGAGCACAGCUACAUGUGGUGGCUCAGUAUUGGCGCUCUCCUGGGCCUGUCCAUAGCAGCCGUAGUCCUCCUGGCCUUCAUUGUCACUAGCUGUGUGCUUUGCUACCUGUUCAUCAGCUCAAAACCCCACACAAGGUUGGACCCAGGCUUAAGCCUACAGAUCACAGCCCCCGAUGAAGUACCCCCUGACUGUCAAGGUGGGAACACUGGCGAUUCAGUGGAGGUGCCAGGAGUGAGCCUUCUCGGGCAGGGUCACCCCUUCUUGAACCCAUGGCUGGACUGCAAUGAGAAGCAGGCUAUGGACUCCAAAUGCCUCCUCUAGCACCGCUUCAUGGCUACAGUGACUGCCAGUGACAUUCCGGGCAGCCCUGAGGAGCCCCCUGUCUCCAAACUAGAUGUAUCCCCAUAAACAUCCAAUAAAUGUCUCUACAUCAUCCUUUUCUGGACACUCCUUUUGGCAAAAACACAGGGGUGGGAAUAAUUAAGGGAACUUUGGAGCCCAGCAGCAUAAAUGAGGGCUUUUCCUAGCAAACCCACUCGGAUCCCAUUGCAGACCCAGCUACAGUGCUCUGCCUGGCUCACUGAGGGCCAAAGGGAGUUGGGACAUGGGCCCCAGUAAAAUGGUCCUAAGAGCUCCAUGCGGUCAAGGGAGAAGCCUGGGGCCUCUAGAGACUCAGAGGAGCUCCUUGCCCAAACUGCAGAGUCAGAGGAUUCUGACUUGGUUCCUGCCACGGAGCAGAUGUACUUAGGAAACCUGGGGAAGAUGACUAGGACCCAGGGCAGGCGACUCCUGCCUCUCCAGCAGCGCUGUGUCCCUCCUGGAGUGAGCCCCUUGCCAAGGAGCAGAAUGAGAGGGAGUGUGGAGCACACACACGGGGCCCAGCUGUGUUUAAUAUCAUUCAGUUUCUCAGGAGAAUGAGUGAUCAAGUGAGUGAGGGAAUGAAUGGUUAACAGACCGAACACAAGCUCCACAGUGUGGACUCCUGGUCCCGUGUGGCCUUGACAAAGUCCCUUAGUCUCCCUGAGCUUCAGUUCCCUUGGAAGGUUAUGGUGAAUGUUCAAUGAGAUGAUGGAUAUAGACUUUCUUCCUAAACAUGAAAAUACUACAAAGACUUUUAUUUUGUCUUUUUAGGGCCACACCUGCGAAAUAUGGAAGUUCCCGGACUAGGGGUCAAAUCAGAGCUGCAGCUGCC
Messenger RNA from Sus scrofa (pig), 1367 nucleotides. RefSeq names its product shisa like 2A (gene SHISAL2A). NCBI's taxonomy places the organism in Eukaryota, Metazoa, Chordata, Mammalia, Artiodactyla, Suidae. The record is from RefSeq and is a predicted model, not a curated record.